This is a messenger RNA of Patiria miniata (bat star), 1314 nucleotides long. Its product is annotated as fatty acid-binding protein, liver-like. Lineage: Eukaryota; Metazoa; Echinodermata; Asteroidea; Valvatida; Asterinidae. The transcript is spliced from 2 exons. Bases 410 to 883 code for a protein of 157 amino acids. The record is from RefSeq and is a predicted model, not a curated record.
CUCACGAUAGUGUUUAAGAGGGUUGCCUUUAAAAAGAUGUGGUUAACUUUAAAAAAAAAAAUUGAGACCUGAGUUACUGCAUUGUUUUUAUAUCAUUUGGAUCAAAGAUUGAUUUCCCUGCACACAUGAAAUAAAAUUUUCCUUUUACAUUUGGUUCACUAACCAUCAACAGUUGUUGGAUAUUUGCUGGUUUGCUCUUUCAAAUGGUGAAUGUGUUUCUAUACCAAAAUAAGAUUUGAAGAUUUGCAUCCAAUAAGAGUAAGUUGGUGGCUUCGACCCAUGACGUGUGAAUUGAUAAUGGUGUAGACCAGAAACUUCCUCUUAUUGUAUACCAAAAUCCUUGACAGCUAUCCGAAGUGCUCGUUGUAUCUCAACUUUCUUGGGCCAUUUCAGCUCCUUGAUCAUCAUCAUGUCUGGCAAAGGCGGCUUCAACGUCAGUGGCAAGUGGGAGCUCGAGUCGACCAAAAACUACCCGGAGUGGCUUGAGGACAUGGGAAUACCGGAGGCUGAACGCCAGAAGAGCCUGGCCAAUACACCGAGCCUGGAGAUUGUUCACGAGGGGGACACCUUCGACUACGUGUCUCGGAAGGGUGAGGUGAUGAAGAAAGUCACCAAGAAGAUCGGGGAGGAGUACUUGGAUACUGCGCAUGGCUUGAGUGAAACCAGGGUUCCACGUUGGGAGGGAGACAAAUUGGUCAUAUCAGCUGCCAACAACCCACCGGGCCGAUGGACCACAACAUGUGAGCUGGACUGCAACAGACUACUCCUGACCUACACCAGUCAUCAUGACGGAAAAGAUGGCGUCACUGCUAAGAGAUGGUUUGCUAGAGUCGGGGAACCAGACUCUGAUUUUGUGCUACAGCAGAAAACAGAGCAGAAUUAACAAAAUUCAUUUCUGAAACAGAUUUCAGCCUUUUGGAGGAAAAAGACCUGUUCUGUACACAAAAAGAGAAAUAAAUAUUGGUAUAUUAUACAAGACGAGAAAGAAAUUGUAGGUAUAUUGUGUGAAGAGUUUAUUUCCAAAACGCGACAUAUCCAUUUGAAAAAAGUGAAAAACUUUGACGGUUAUGAAACUUUAAAGAAUAAAAACAAAAUAACAGCCGUUUUUAAAAUUCAUUUUUUGCUUUAUUGUAUUCUUACAACCAUUAAAAUGGAUUAUGGGCAGCCAGGAGAGAUUUGGCAGUGAAAGCUAACAAAAUGGUGUAUAUUGCGUUUUGGAAAUACCUUCAUGUGUAUAAAGUACACAUUUCCAAUUCAACACAUAAUGUACAACUUUUGGUUAUUCAACUUCUUCACCAAAAUGAUUGAUUGAAA